AUGUUUGAGAACAUUGCAACUAACGGCCUUCUUGCUGAUCUUGAGACAAUCGCCAAUCUUCUGACUCGCGAAACUUCUCCUGGAAACAACUACUAUCCUCCUCAUCCAUCGUCCCCUGGGUAUCACUCUGCACAUUCUUCUCCGGCUGCGUACUCAUCUCCAGCAUUUUCUCCAUAUCCUCCUGCAGAGAUGACUCCAGUACCACGAUUCAAGAUUCUCGUCUGCUCUACGCCGAUCACCAUUACCAAGUCGCCCUGCUUUUCUUCUCCAGAAUUUGUUUCAAACUCCAUCGGCUCUUCUCCUGCUUCAAUUCCUUCCCCUCCGUUUCCAACUCAGUCCUUCCAAGUUAGCGAUAAAAGGAAAUCAAACGCUGGCAAAGCGAAGAAGAAAAAGAAAGCUCCAGUCAAGAAAUCGAAAUACUGCCCCUGCGCUGAAUGCAUCACAGCCCGUUUCGAACUAAGAAUUCGGCCUAAACACUCCCGCCAUCCUUGCAUCAUUCCCGGCUGUGAAAGCUCCUACGCUCAACCUGGCGGAUUGAAAGCCCACCUCCUCAACCACGAAAGAAACGACUACGGCUUCAUGAAAUGCUACAUCUGCAACUCGACCGCCUUCUCCUUCCGAGAUCGCCUCAUCGAGCAUAUCCUCGAUCACGAAGAGAUGUCGACCGGUUUUGUCAAUCCUGCUCUUCCUUUGCCUGUUUUAGAUGCUUCCUUUCUUGACUCGAGUUCACCAUUUGAUUAUGCUCUGGUUUCUUAUAAUCUGUAA
Molecule: messenger RNA, 765 nt
Organism: Oikopleura dioica
Lineage: Eukaryota; Metazoa; Chordata; Appendicularia; Copelata; Oikopleuridae
Source: the annotation of a GenBank genome assembly